Messenger RNA from Schizosaccharomyces octosporus yFS286, 3042 nucleotides. RefSeq names its product RNA-binding protein Prp24. The transcript is spliced from 3 exons. Gene Ontology annotation, biological process: RNA processing. The record is from RefSeq and is a predicted model, not a curated record. Bases 1 to 3042 code for a protein of 1013 amino acids. Gene Ontology annotation, cellular component: cytosol. Gene Ontology annotation, molecular function: protein binding; mRNA binding. Lineage: Eukaryota; Fungi; Ascomycota; Schizosaccharomycetes; Schizosaccharomycetales; Schizosaccharomycetaceae.
AUGAAUACAGCAGGGAAUCUGGAGCAUGAAGAUUUAAAAAUGGACGUGGAUACAACAAUGAAUUCAGAAUCGAAGCCUUCCCUUGUUUCUGAAUUACUGGAGUUUACACUUCAGUAUCCUUAUAACUAUGAAGGUCAUGUCAAACUCGUAGAAGAACUGAAACGUCACGGACUAAAAGAGGAUCUUCAUGCCGCGAGAGAACGAUUUCAGAGUCUUUUUCCUCUCUCAGAAGAUAUAUGGAUUGAGUACUUGGAAGACGAAAAGGCAGUGUGCAAUACUCUUAAAGACUAUGAACGAAUUGUCGGUUUAUUUGAAAAGGCAGUGACAGACUAUCUGUCGAUUCGUCUUUGGCAACUAUAUUUGGAGUUUUUAUUGACGCUGGUCGAUCCAAGCACAUUUUCUUCUGAGAAUGCCGAGCUGCAAGACGUGGUUUCUCUACAGGAUGUCUACAGCUUAUUCGAAAGAGCAUAUGAAAUAUGCAAAUACCAUUUUAGUCAGAGUCAGAUAAUAUGGGAACAAUUUUUGGAAUUUCUUGAAGAAACCGGUGAAAACCUAUUCGAAUCCGAUCAAGAUAAAACCGUCAGAGAUAGGAUGCAUGAAUUUUAUCUUGAAAGACUAGAAACUCCUCACAGCCAAGUUGGGGAUACGUUUUCAUCAUUUUCAUCUUUUGUUACCAAUAACUGGUCACAAGAAGAAUACGAAGUCAUAAUGUCGAACACGAAUAAGGUAUAUGAGAUGAACUUAUCAAAGUAUAAGAAGAUAUAUGAUAAUGAAUUGCAAUUGAGUGCUUCAAAUCAUUCCCUGGAAUGCUACAUGGACAUCCUUAACUCUGAAUCCAGACGAAGCACCGCUAUUUUUCAAUAUGUUGCGACCCUGUAUGAGAGAGCUAUAUGCUUUUAUCCUCUCGUAGGUGAUCUAUGGCUUGAAUAUUUGGCUUGGGUAAGCAAGUCUGAUUUUCCUCCUCAGGCUUAUGCUAUAGCAGAACGUUCUGUUCGGAAUUGCCCUUUUGUAGGGAAAUUAUGGGCUAUGAAGCUUUUAUAUAUGAUAGUUGUUGGUUUGUCUAACAAUUCUAUUCACGAAGAGAAAGAAAGAUGUUUAAAGAUGAACUUACUUUCUGGAUUUGAUGAGUAUUGUGCUUUUUUCUCAGAAUAUCUUAAACUUUGCAUAUAUAUUUCCUCUAAUGAACUAGAUCCCGCCCAUUAUAUUAGAAAUGAGAUCCAAAUUAUUGAGGAUUUCAUGCACCAUCAUUUCCCCGGGCUUCGAGAUUAUAAUUUGCGCAUCGAAAGUGCUAAAAUCAAUUUGCUUAUUUCCUUAAAUGAUUAUGACAGUGUUGAGAAUUGUUGGAUUAAACUUCAGAAAGAUUUCCAAAAGAGCGCGAAGUUUUGGAUCCUUAGAUACACAGCUACAUUGCGAUAUAAUCCAGAAUUAGCUAUUGAUUCUUUGAGGAAAGGUCUGUAUAAGGAUCUCGACAAUCCCAUGCUAUUAUUUGAAUUUUACGAAUCAGUUGUGACGCUUAAUCAUGAUUGUUUUACCUCUAUCUCUCAGUUUUAUGAUUUUACGCAAGCGAAAAGUUUGUUUGUGAAGAGGAGUCUUACUUCUCAAGCACAAAACCAACAACCGAUUCCCUCAGUGGAAGAAGUUCAAGAACAGACAGUUGCAUCGCCUGAUCGCGCCAAAAAGAGGAAACCUGAAGAUGACGAAAGUUUGUUGAAAAGGUCGAGAUUACCUGAGAAACAUCGCAAUAGAGAAGAGUUUACUGUACUAGUUAGUAAUCUUCCACAUGACAUUACCGAAAAGGACUUACAACAGUUCUUUAAAGAGUGCGGCAAGGUUUUGCAAAUACUUAUUUACGAUGACAACCAUGGAAAAAAGCUAGCGCAAAUUGAAUUUUCCGAAACAAGUGAGGUUCUGGCUGCUAAGACUAAAGAUAUCAAACAAAUAAAAGGGCACGAAAUUUCCGUACAGAUUCAUGUUGAUACCACCCUAUAUGUUACUAAUUUUCCGCCUACAUUUGAUGAAAAUAAAAUUACGGAUCUCUUCUCAACGUACGGGCGGGUUGUACAAGUUCGGUUUCCAAGUCUAAAAUAUGACACAAACCGACGUUUUUGCUAUGUUCAAAUGAGCACUCCAGAAGAAGCGUACCAUGCAUUACAAUUGCACUCCAAAGUAUUAGAAACCCGUUACGAGUUGAAAGUAUUUAUAUCAGAUCCUAACAAAAGUGGAGCUAGAAGUGGGGCUGUAUACGAAAAAAGAGAGCUUUAUUUAACCAACGUUGACUUUGAUGUUAAUGACAGUCAAGUCCGCGAGUUUUUUAUAAAGUAUGGCACCGUUGAAAGUGUUCGACUGCCUUCAAAAGCUUCUACUAAAGGUCACAUGGGGUUCGGCUACGUGAUUAUGUCUUCUAGUUCAGAAGCCGAAAAUGCUUUAAGUGCUGCUGGAAAGGUUUUAGGAAAGAGAGUUUUGAACGUUGUUAUAUCCCAGCCCAAGAAAGCUAUUAGCAAAGAAAAAGUAACAAAAGAUAGGGGACCAACGUUUACUAAGAUGCUUAAUAGGGAUUCUACCGAUAGUAAAACUCCACCAACCUCACUUAAUCAGGUUCAUAGUAAAAGCCUAGGAAUUAUUAAUGUUGAUCAAACGAUCAACGAACCAAGAUUAAGAUCUGUGUUUGAGCCAUAUGGAGAGAUUUUUAGAGUCGUACUGCAUCCCGAACAUGAAGGUGCAAUUGUUGAAUACGUUGACAUACAUAAUGCUGGUAAAGCAGCCCUUGCCGUGGAGGGUAUGAAACUGAGCGGUCGAGAAUUACAUGUAACAACCGUGAACGAAAUGAUGCACAACAAACCCAACUAUAAUCAAGCAUUCGUCCCCAAACCACGCCCACGCAAGGCUGGGGCAAGAUUAGGCUUUCAGAAAACUCAGAAUUCGAGCAACCAAACUGAUAUUCAACAACAGUCUAAGAAUGAGGAGAAUGAUACAAUGCAGAUUGAUCCGCCUAAGACCAAUGAUGAUUUUCGAAAAUUUCUAUUUAAAGACACACAAAGCUAA